Paramecium sonneborni is the source of this 792-nucleotide messenger RNA. Lineage: Eukaryota; Ciliophora; Oligohymenophorea; Peniculida; Parameciidae. The record is from the annotation of a GenBank genome assembly.
UUUAAUAUUAUUCAUUUUAUUUAAAUAAUGUCAUACGACACAGCACUUACAGUAUUUUCUCCAGAUGGUUAAUUAUUUUAAGUAGAAUAUGCAAUGGAAGCAGUUAAAAGGGGUCUCUGUUGUGUUGGUGUAAGGGGAAAAGAUGUUAUAAUAUUGGGAGUAGAAAAGAAAGCUACAUCAAAAUUAUAAGAUGUUAAAACAAUUAAGAAAGUAUAUUAAUUAGGUAUUUUAUUCAUUUUAAUACAUAUAGAUAAUAAUCUUUGUAUGACCUUUUCUGGAUUGAAUGCAGAUGCAAGAAUUUUAGCAAAUCAAACUAGAUUAUAAUGCUAACAAUAUAAGAUUUACUAUGAAGAUGAUCCUUCAGUUGAUUAUAUUGCUAAAUUUACCAGUUAGCAAUAAUAAAAAUUUACAUAAAGAGGAGGUGCUAGACCAUAUGGAAUUUCUACUCUUAUUGGAGGAUUUUAUAAUAAUCAACCUAAACUCUUUUAAACUGAUCCUUCAGGAGCAUGCUCAGAAUGGAAAGCUACUUCUCUAGGAAAGAGUGCCAAAUAAGUUAAAGAUUUCUUAGAAAAACAUUGGACAGAAGGAUUAAAUGAAAAAAAUGCUCUUUUACUUACUACUAAAGUAUUUCAAAAAAUUAUUUUUAGGCUUUAAUGGAUGUAGUUGAAAGUGGUAACAAAAAUAUAGAAUUAUGUGUUAUUAGAAAGAAUGAAUGUUGGUUUUUGAAUGAAAAUGAAGUUGAAGAAUUAACAAAAAUUACAGCUCAAUUAUAAUGAGUUGAUAUCAUCAAGG